AUGGCGGACACAAAUUUAAUACCAUCAACGUUUUAUUCGUGUGUCGAAGAAGCAACUGAAAAUAUUGUAGAAGAAAUGGAUGAUAUCUAUUUGGAAAGAAUGAGUCAUCGAGCUUAUACAAAUGGAUUUGUAUUAGUACAAAAGCUACUGCAUAAUCCAAGUUCAUGCUUAUUUGAGUUCCGUAUGGAUUCGAUUGCAUUUAAUAUGUUGGUUAACGAGCUGACUACUAAGUAUGGAUUAAACAAUCAAAAUAAGGGUCUUUUUCCAGAAGAAUCACUCGCAAUGUUUUUAAGGCAAGUUGGACAACAUGCAGCAACUAUGUCAAAUCAGACGUGGUUCAAAUAUAGCACCGAGACAAUCAAUAGACAUUUUCAUCGUGUCUUAAAGGCAUUAGUUCUAAUGGCUAACGACCAAAUCUUACCGGUGGAUCAAAAAAUCGUUCAUCCAAAAUUAAGAGAAGAAAAAUACAAAUACUUUAAGAAUUGUAUAGGUGCAAUAGAUGGUACACAUAUCAAAUUGUUUGGGCCCAAAGAAGAAAUUAUCAAGUAUAUUGGGCGUAAAGGUUAUUCGACUCAAAAUAUACUUGCGGUAUGUGACUUUGAUAUGUGUUUUACGUAUGCCUCAGUUGGUUGGGAAGGAUCUGCCCAUGAUGCUGGAAUUUUGAAAACGGUUAUAAGUGAUCCCAAUUAUCGUUUUCCACAUCCUUUGUCAAAUAAAUAUUAUCUUGUUGAUGCUGGCUAUAAAAAUAAAAGAGGUUAUUUAGCUCCGUAUAGACAAACUCUAUAUCAUAUGGAAGAAAUUCAGAGAUGUCCACCGCCAAAUUCAUCACAGACAACAUUUAACAAGAUACAUUCAUCCUUAAGGACUACAAUUGAACGUACAUUUGGUGUGUGGAAAAAAAAAUGGCGAAUUUUAGAGAAUCUUUGUGGAUUUUCGAUAAAAACUCAAACACAUAUUGUUGUAGCAACAAUGUGUUUACACAAUUUUGUGAGACGCAAUGUUAUUGAUGAAGGUGUAGAUGAUAAUGCUGAAGAUGGUCACUCUAAUAACAAUUAUGAUGAUGACGAAAAUGAUUAUAUUUUAGAAGAAAGCAUUGAUCAUAACGAGGGAGAAGAAAUGCGUGUAUUUAGAGAUUCACUAGCAUCUAAAUUGUGGCAGCGACGAUGUAGAGAACGUGCUAUGUGA
Molecule: messenger RNA, 1185 nt
Organism: Impatiens glandulifera
Lineage: Eukaryota; Viridiplantae; Streptophyta; Magnoliopsida; Ericales; Balsaminaceae
Product: putative nuclease HARBI1
Exons: 3
Coding region: 1-1185 (394 amino acids)
Source: RefSeq, a predicted model, not a curated record